This is a messenger RNA of Mugil cephalus (flathead mullet), 4477 nucleotides long. RefSeq names its product MMS19 homolog, cytosolic iron-sulfur assembly component (gene mms19). Gene Ontology annotation, cellular component: MMXD complex; cytosolic [4Fe-4S] assembly targeting complex. The transcript has 31 exons. Lineage: Eukaryota; Metazoa; Chordata; Actinopteri; Mugiliformes; Mugilidae. Gene Ontology annotation, biological process: iron-sulfur cluster assembly. The coding region runs from base 52 to 3144 and encodes 1030 amino acids. The record is from RefSeq and is a predicted model, not a curated record.
CUAAACUUUUCGCGCAUGCGCGGUAUAGGCGGCGUUACAUGAAGCGCGACGAUGGCUGAGGACGGUACCUUGCUGCUGUCUGUGGUGGAAGAAUUUGUCUCGGGACUUCAGGACAGCAAGGCUAAAGAUGCAGCAAAAGGUGUCAAAGAUGGACAGUUUACAGUCCUACAAUUGGUGGAAGCUCUUGGACUCAGCCUGACCAGCUCUCAGCCCCACACCCGAGCAAGAGGAGUCCAGCUCCUCUCCGAAGUUUUACAGCAGUGCUAUGGAGAUCUUACAGAGAGAGAAGUGGAAGUGCUCAUCGCCUUCUAUGAAAACCGUCUCAAGGACCAUUACGUCACCACAGCGCCCGUUUUGCAGGGGCUCAGAGCUCUGACAAAAUGUACAACGUUGCCUCCUGGCUCAGCUGUGUCCAUGCUGAGGUCUUUGUUCCAGGACAUUCACGUGCAGUCUCUGAUGCUUGCAGAGAGAUCAUGCGUCUACAACAUGCUAAUCAACCUGAUGGAGACCAGAGAGGCCGAGCUGAAGGGUUUGGGGGCAGACUUUGUGUUUGGUUUCGUUCAGUCGAUGGACGGGGAGAGGGACCCCCGCAACCUGCUGUUGGCCUUCCAGAUCGCCAGGAACAUCAUCCACAGAGGAUACGAUCUGGGUAAAUUCACAGAGGAGCUGUUCGAAGUGACGUCCUGCUAUUUCCCCAUCGACUUCACCCCACCUCCCAACGACCCCCACGGCAUCACCAAAGAGGAGCUCAUUCAGAUGCUCAGGGCCGUCCUCACCGGGACUCCAAAAUUCGCAGAGUUUCUGUUACCGCUCAUCAUUGAGAAGCUGGACUCGGACGUUCAGAGCGCGAAGCUGGACUCCCUGCAGACUCUGAGUGCUUGUGCGUCACAAUACGAGCAGAAGGACUUGGCAGAAUUCCUCGAGGGGCUGUGGGCGUCCCUGCGCAGAGAGGUGUUUCAGACAUCCAGCGAGAAGGUUGAGUCUGCAGGCCUCGCCGCUCUCACCGCAAUCGCUUCCUGUCUGUCGCGCGCAGUCCUCAGCUCUGACUCUGAGGACUCUCUGAGCAGUUUCCUGGAUCUCGUUCUCAAAGACUGCAAGCAUCACCUGUGCGAGCCCGACUUAAAGCUGGUGUGGCCCAGCGCCAAGCUGCUCCAGGCCGCCUGCAGCGCCUCCGUCAGGGCGAGCCACGUCGUCGUAGCCGCCGUCAUGCCCUCUCUCAUCGAGCAGUAUAACAACAGAACAGAGUGUUCACACAGACGCACGUUGCUGGAGGUGGUGCAGCGGUUCGUCCAGUCGGUAAAAAGCUGCCAGUCCUCAGAGGACGACGAGAGCGCGUUUUCGGGCUACCGGUCGGCUCUGUGCAGCGUGGUGUUUUCAGCUCUGUCUGAGAGUAAUUCCAGUCUGCAGAUCACGGCCACCUCUGUGCUCGUCUCACUGGCACGACAGAAGGGUCUGCUGUUGGACGCUGAUGUCGAUCGAGCCGUAGACCACUUCAUCAAAAUGCUGCUGACCGAGGAGGACGACAGAGUCAGCGUGGCCGUGGUGGAGUGUGCAGGAGCCUUAGCAGAGCUGCACCCAACAGUCUUCAUCGACAAACUCAUCCCAAGAAUGAAGAAGGAGAUGUUUUCUGAGCCCAUGGAGGAAGAUCACGGAGGAGAUUCCGCGUUACGUUCCCAUCAUGCAGUGCGUCAGCGGUGUUUGUCUGCUCUGGCUUCAGUGUCCACCCAACCCAGCGUUGUCCAGGAGAGUACGCCUGUCCUCCUGGAAGUCCUCAGUUCUGCACACACCGGUACCGCCGGGUUUUCGUUGGACGAGGUGGUGUUGGCGUGCCGCAGCCUUCAGAGGAUAGUGGAGCAGGUUCGGGACACGGAGGAGAUGGGACGGUGCUUCCACGACGUGGUCGUCCCGCGUCUGCUGUCUCUGGCGCUCCAAGCAGCGCUGCAGGGCGAGGGUUCACCUGUUCGCAGUCCUCUGGUAGAGGAGCAGGUCCUGUCUGCUAUGGUUCCCGUCAUCAGCACUUCCUGUUCACGGCUUCAGCCCAAGUUGGCGGAACAGACGGCGUCGAGGGCUGUGUCUCUCUUCCUGGACGGUGACGUCUCCUUUUUGCCCGACAACUCCUUCCCUUCGCACAUACAGCUGCUCAAGAAGCAGCAGGAGGAGGAUUCAUGGCGCCAGUCUCAGAUGGUUUGCCUGCUAAUGGGCUGUGUGUGUUCAUUACCGCGGAGCGUGGAGGUGCCGCGGAUGGAGCAGCUGCUGUCGGAGCUGGAGGAGUUGAGCUGCACCUGCAGCCACGCGCUCUCUUACACCUCCGCUGCGAAGUGCUUCGCCAGCCUGGUCAACAAGAGACCACAGGGCGAUUCUCUCGACAGUUUAAUUCAGAAAACAAUGAAGAGAGUGUGCAGUGAGUUGGACUGUACGUCCUCCUCUGUGCGCACGCAGGCCUUCACGCUAUUGGUCUGGGUCGCCAAGGCUCUGCUUCUUCGAUACCACCCUCUGUUCACGACGCUCACCGACAAGCUCUUCUCUCUGCUCGAUGACGCCGACCUGGGUCCGAUGGCGGCCGACGGCUUCUCUCUGCUGAUGAGCGACUCUCCCGACGUCCUGAACCGAGGCUGCCACGCCGACGUCCGCAUCAUGUACCGCCAGCGCUUCUUCAGCGAGAACUCAGCCAAGCUGGUCCAGGGCUUCGACGCCGCGCCGCAAGAGAAGAAACCCAACUACUUGAAGGCGCUCUCAAAUAUAGUCAACAAGCUUCCCAAGCAGGUUCAAGUCACUGAGCUACCAGCGCUUCUUACUCUGCUCCUGGAGGCCUUGACGUAUCCUGACCAGGGCGUCCAGCUGUCCACUCUGUCCUGCCUGGAGCCCGUCCUCGUCAACCCACCACAGGCUCUCAUACAGCAGCUGGAGGCUUUGGUCAACAGGUUGCUGGCCCUCAUCUGUAGUCCAGUCAUGAACGUACGGAUCGCCUCCCUGCGCUGCAUCCACACGCUUUCCCACUUCCCCGUACACGAGGUCUUACCAUUUCGAGCCCGGGUGCUGCGAGCGUUGGCUCGGCCCCUGGAUGACAAGAAGAGGCUGGUGAGGAGAGAGGCAGUAGAGGCGAGAGGAGAGUGGUUCCUCUUAGGAAGUCCUGGCGGGAGGUGAUUUUCACCUCAAAAACCACAAAAAUUCACAGGAAACUCCAGGACCAGGUAUCAAAGCUGUGCUCUCCACUCAGCAGCUCCUCCUCCUCCUCCUCCACCUCCACAUCCUCUGGAUCUGCCAACAUCACUCUAGCCCUCACUUUUCCUCCUUCGUCUUUCACUUCACACUGAAAUGUUUUUUGUUGUUGCUGUCUGUGUAUAGAUGAAUGCACAUAAAAAAGGAGUGUACAGAUGGUCUGACACACACACACACACACACACACACACACACACAAUGAGAUAAUGAGUUAUUCUGUAACAAACCUUAUGCUGUUGUCCUUCUCUCUACAUAUCGGAGCAAAUGUCACAUGAAACUGUUCAAGAUUUAUAAAAGUUAACAACAGUAACACCCCAGAAAUAUCAAUGAAUCUAUUUUUGACUAUAUUAGCAUAAUCAGCUGAUCUUGUUUCUAACAGAAUAAUUGAAGUAACAAGGAAGCUUUUUAUUUCUUACUCACAUGUUGAAACAUAUUAAGUCCAGACAUUCAAACUGGCUGUGUUACAUCUUAUAAGUGGGUUAGAAGGAAUGAUGGCGUUGAAUGUGUCGGCUCCCAUGUGAAGAGAGAAUGUAGAUGUGUUACUUUGAGUGUUUGGGCUGCAGGACAAAUGAACGAGCUCCUCCUCCCUGCACACAGACGUAAAGCCAUAUGGCAGCAGGGCUGAACCCAGCAGGCGCCGAGAGCCUCUGAUCUUCCCGUGAACGGUGAAUGUGCAACUGGUUUGAUUAUCACUCUGGUUUUAGUGUUUGGGAGAACGCAGACGUGCCAACUGACCUGUAUCAGCACUUCUGUGUGUGUCCACUGACAUUUUAAGACGCGUUUUACGUGAAUAAAUAUGUGUUUAGGUUAAUGUACUUUGAAUUAGGAUUGUAAGUUAUGUGACCCAUGUGUUCAGCGUCUGCCUCGAUGCUGUAUCAGAGUUCAUGUCGAGUCAUUUUAACAAGGCUGACUGAUUUUUGGACCUCACCACAACUUAUGCCAAGGAAACAAGUCGAUAUUUAAUAUGUCUAACUUAAAGUGUCAUUAAAACUUUUCUUUGUAAUUUACACAAAAAAAAAAAACGUUCUAAUGUCAUUUAUUAUCCCCUGAAAAUGGAAACGGUUCACGCCACAGGAAUUAUCAAAACAGUUUUUAUUUUAAAAAGACGAUAAAUCAAAGAGGAGCACAGCUCCCACUGGUUACAGAUGAGAUCACAGCUGGACGUUUCUAAUGGCAACUACGGAUUCAAGCUCCAUCAUGAUGUUACUGAUACAAAUGUGAAAAAUCUAACAGGGAAUUAAAAAAAAAUCAUAUUUCA